AAACAACAAGAACUACCCAAAGAUGGCCCUCACAAAAAUCUUCUUAAUCCUUCUCCUCUCCCUCUUAGGUUUCUACUCUGAAACCGUCAAAUCUCAAAACUGCAAUUGCGCUCCAAACCUAUGUUGCAGUCAGUUCGGUUAUUGCGGUACCACUGCAGAUUACUGUGGUUCUACGUGCCAAUCAGGUCCUUGUAGAGUCGGUGGACCCCCAACCGGUGCUGGUUUGGUUGGUAGCAUUGUGACACAAAAUUUCUUUAACAACAUUAUCAACCAAGCCGGUAAUGGCUGCGCAGGAAAAAGAUUUUACACCCGCGACUCUUUCAUUAACGCCACCAAUACUUUUCCCAGCUUUGCUAAUACCGUUACUAGGCGUGAAAUUGCUACCAUGUUUGCUCAUUUCACUUAUGAGACCGGAAACUUCUGCUACAUAGAAGAGAUAAACGGAGCGUCACGUGUCAUGUGCGACCAGAACAACAGGCAAUAUCCAUGUGCACCGGGCAAGAGCUACCAUGGUCGUGGUCCGCUCCUACUAUCAUGGAACUUCAACUAUGGAGCAUGCGGCCAGAGUCUUGGCCUCGACCUCCUACGCCAGCCCGAGCUGGUGAGUAGUAACCCAGUCGUGGCUUUCAGGGCGGCUCUGUGGUUUUGGAUGAAGAGUGUGAGGCCUGUGUUGAACCAGGGAUUUGGAGCCACCGUAAGAGCCGUCAGCGGUUUCGACUGUGACGGUAGGAACUUAGCCAAUGGGGUUACUGUGGUCAGACAGAUGAUUACUGCGGCAAAGGCUGCCGUACGUGAGGGCCCUUGUCAACGUAGUAGUGAGACCAGCGGCGGCGGCGGAAACAGUGGCGGAGGCGGAGAUGCUGUUUCGCUUGAAGGAACGGUGACACCUGAGUUCUUUAACUCUAUAUUAAACCAAGCAAGAGGUGAUUGUGCAGGUAAAGGAUUCUACUCUCACAAUGCCUUUAUGGCCGCAGCUAAUUCGUACCAGAGCUUUGGUGCUUCCAUCUCCAAACGCGAGAUCGCUGCGUUCUUCGCUCAUGUCACCCAUGAAACAGAAUUCAUGUGUUACAUUGAGGAAAUUGAUGGACCAGCCAAAGCCGAGAACUACUGUGAGAAAGACAACACAGAUUUCCCAUGUGCACAAGGGAAGGCCUAUUAUGGCCGUGGUCCAAUCCAGCUCUCUUGGAACUACAACUACGGUCUCUGUGGCAGAGACCUGAAUGAGAACUUAUUGGCCUCACCAGAGAAAGUGGCUCAAGACCCAGUUCUUGCCUUCAAGACUGCUUUCUGGUUCUGGACCACUAAUGUUCGUGGGAAAUUUAAUCAGGGUUUUGGCGCGACGAUCAGGGCUAUAAAUGGUAUGGAGUGUAGCGGAAGAGAUCCUGCAACUGUCGCCAAAAGGAUUGAGUAUUACCGAGACUAUUGUGUUUUUCUCAUCUACCUCUUCAGUUUCUACUCACAAACUGCCAAGUCGCAGUUCUGCGGCUGCUCUCCGAUCCUCUGCUGCAGUCAGUCUGGUUAUUGCGGUAUUACCGACCAACACUGUGGUUCCGGUUGCAAAUCAGGUCCUUGCAGACAAAGUAGAGAUCCGGUUGAUAAGAUUGUGACACAACAAUUCUUUAACGGAAUUAUUGACACCCGUAAUGGCUGCGCCGGAAAAGGAUUCUACACCCGUGACUCUUUCCUUCAAGCCGCUAAUACUACCUUUGACUUCACUAGCUCUGUUACUAUGCUCGAGAUCGCUAGCAUGUUUGCUCAUUUCACCCACGAGACCGAACGUUUCUGCUUCGUAGAGGAGGUAAACGGGACAUCGCUUGACUACUGCGACGAGAACAACAGCCUAUACCCAUGUGCACCGGGCAAGAGCUACCAUGGUCGUGGCCCGUUCCAAUUAUCAUGGAACUACAACUACGGCACUUGUGGUCAGAGUCUCGGUCUCGACCUUCUACGCCAGCCGGAACUAGUUAGUAGCAACUCAACUGUGGCUUUUCAGACGGGGUUGUGGUUUUGGAUAAAUAGCGUAAGGCCGGUACUGAACCAAGGAUUUGGAGCCACCAUUAGAGCCAUCAAUGCUAUGGAGUGUAAUGGUGGGAAUUUGGGUGCGGUCAAUGCAAGGGUUAGGUACUACACAGACUAUUGUACACAACUUGGUGUGGACCCUGGUUUUAACCUUAGGUGCUAAAAUGCUCUUUAGACGCACAUUUGACGUGACAUGGCACGUAAGUGUUAAAAUGUGUAAUGAGAAGUGAGAUGAUAAAGAUUAAAUUAAUCUCCUUGGUAUGUAGUUCUUAUUUUCGGGAUUUUAUGUUCCCUCUUUCUUCAAAAAAUUGAUGUUUCACUUUUCUUUUUGUUAAUUAAGCAAAAUUUUUUUG
Molecule: messenger RNA, 2372 nt
Organism: Arabidopsis arenosa
Lineage: Eukaryota; Viridiplantae; Streptophyta; Magnoliopsida; Brassicales; Brassicaceae
Source: the annotation of a GenBank genome assembly